AUGGUUGGAGCAGCUUCCCGACAGAACCGGAAAAGGCCAACGAAAGCUAAGGACAUUGAGGACCUGGUAACUCAACCGCCGAAAUCCGCUCGCUGGGAACCUGCCAAAUGGCGUCAAACUUGGGAGAACAUAAAACAAAUGAGGGUUAAUCGCGACGCACCGCAAAAGGCAAAGUUUAUAAAGAAAACCUGUGAAAUAUUACACAGUGACUAUGCGGAUGAUAUCCCAGAUACGGUGGAGAAGUUAAUGACCCUUCCAGGUGUGGGACCAAAAAUGGCGCACCUGGCAAUGCGCUGUGCCUGGAAGAUCAUCUCUGGAAUUGGAGUGGACACACACGUUCAUAGGAUAUCAAACAGACUGAAGUGGGUUCCGAAGCCGACGAAGACUCCUGAGCAGACUCGACUUGCCCUCGAGGCCUGGCUUCCAAGGCAU
Dibothriocephalus latus is the source of this 432-nucleotide messenger RNA. The record is from the annotation of a GenBank genome assembly. Lineage: Eukaryota; Metazoa; Platyhelminthes; Cestoda; Diphyllobothriidea; Diphyllobothriidae.